CGCACACUACCUACCCACGAUGCAGCGCGGUUGCAUACAACAUAGCCAUCUUGUCAAGAGUAACUGAGUGAGGGAGGUAACUGUUGGCGCUGUUUAGAUUCUCAUUUGUGUUAAAGCGUAAACAAUUAAGAGCAUUUUCUCUCUCGACCGCCGUUAGCUUCAAAGUAAGUGUCGCCCCCGAAUGACUUUAAGCUGGUGCGGUGAGUGGAUACAAAGGACUGCUUUCUGGAAGAUGUCUCGCAUACUUGUUCCGACGUAGGGGGAGUGUGCAGCAGCCAGUUGGCUUGACUUGCUAGCUAGCUCGGUGAGUGGAGGGCUGUGGGCCCUCCUCAGCCUAAAGUAGGUCCUGCAGCUGGGCAACACACUCUGCGACAACGGCCGUUUGGCAACUGCACAACCGCGACAUUAGCAGGCCGGUCCGGACUGACAGAAAGCUCCGGAUCAAUCAUCCUACGGGCUGCUGCUGGUAUCUAAAGCCGCAUUGCUGGACAAGACGACACGAAGUGUGGCGUUGCGUUAUGAGCUCAUGAAACGCAACAGGAGAUCGAGAGAGAGGAAGAGGGAUGGCGUAUAUUCAUCUUGAUUACAGUUAGCUAGGCUAAGUAAAAUCUAUAUGUAAUCGUCCUGUUUAGUAUGAUUUAAGCUUUAAGAAGCCGCAACCAGCUCGUUUCUUUCUGACGGAGGAUUAACAUAGCCACACGGGACUUGGAAUCAGGCUGUCAAUAUGUCGAAAAUGCCGGCCAAGAAAAAGAGCUGUUUUCAGAUCACAAGUGUGACUCAGGCCCAGGUGGCGGGUAUAGGUGCCGCCGACGACACUGAGAGUCUGGACGACCCAGACGAGUCACGGACUGAAGAUGUGUCGUCAGAGAUUUACGACAUGUCACGGGCUGAGUACGAGCCUGCAUGUGACAUUAGUUCAUCUGAAGAAGCCCUGAAUAAUGUUGGAGAGCCAGAGGCAAUCGGUGUUAUGGCGCCAUCACACAUACCUCAAGCCGGUCAGUUGUCUGCCAUGUCAGGCAAUAUCAUGGGGGAGUUUCGGAAGGUGGGAGUGUCGGGCUCAACUCAAGGUGGUCAGCAGCCUCCGGGGCACGGCGCUACAACUGGUGUAUCCCUCAUCGCUCAGCCUGGGGCAAUGCAGCAACAGCCUGCUCCAGCAGCCAGCGCUGGGCCAGCCAGCGGUCCAGUAAACUCAUCCCAACCUGCUGCAGUGACCAGUUCAGCUCCUCCUCCUGCCACCUCCACGGUGAGUUGCACUUCACGCUUCAGGGUCAUUAAACUCGAUCAUGGUACUGGAGAACCUUUUCGACGAGGCAGGUGGACGUGUACGGAGUUUUAUGAGAAAGACUCUGAGGGCUCUGCUGUUAGUAGAACUGGGGAUAGCAUUAGGCAUGCCAGUGCAACAACACUGGACCCUGCUGCAGACAGAGACAGUGGGCUCGGGCAUACAGGAGGAUCUGUGGUUGCCCCGGCAACACACUCAGGUCAGGGCUUGGGCUCUGUGGCGGAUGCUUCUCUCUCUUCAUCCCGCAUGCAUUUGGUGGAGAUGCCACCGCAGCAGCAACAGAUCCACCAUCCAAACUACAGCGCCACACAGAGUGUUUUCUCCAGCAGCAAGCCAACAGUGGGAGGUCUCCAGCCUUCUGCUCCCCAGAGCGUGCUGCCUCUCGGACAAAACGGCCUGCCUCAAUCUGUUGUCCACAUACAAAAGUCCCCCAUCAUGCCUCUUUCAGCUCAGCCCAUCGCUUACCCUCCCCUGCAACAGCAGGUUCCUAUAGGCCACCAGCUGACCAGCGUGUCUUCUGGAUUGCUACAGAACCAGACAGAGUACUAUCAGCAGCAACAGCCCACUUCCAUGCAGCCAGGGAUAUCCACUGGCCAGUCCCUUCCAGCGUCCAACCUCUCAGCAGGGCCACAGCCUGUGGGACAAGGACACACUUCGGUCUUGCCUCCAGCCUCUGGAGGGGCUUCUGUGCCAAGUCAGGUUGGAGAUGUUGCAGGAGCAGGAGGAGGGUCUGUACCUACCGGACAGCCAGCUCCAGGCCUCUUGCAGCAGCAGACCGGAGGAAUGGGAGGUGUCGGAGGCUCCAUACUGGUUGGUGGAUCUGCUUUGCAUCAGCAGGCUGUGAGUCAGUAUACAGCCACUGGACAGCCUCAACCCCACGGCCUCCACUCUACAUCCUCCGGUGUACAAAAUGUGCCUGCCGUCACAGUGAGCACCACUGUGCACACUCCUGUGCCCAGUGCCUCCAGUGCAGCCAUGCCAAAUGUGACAACCUCCAGUUUGCCUCCAGGUCAGAUACCCCACAGCAGGACUCUAGUGGCUUUGGGGGUGCAGGGCCUCCCAGCUACUGGAUUUGGACAUGCAGAGGGUGGUGUUGGAGGGAAGUCAGAGGGCCUCGUCAAUGCACAGUCUCCUGUUGUCUCUGGGAAGGAACCAGUGAAGUCCCUCAUGCCUGAGAGCCUGCAGCUCGCCACUCCGACUGUCAACAGCCUGUUUGGAAUCCACAUACCUGAUGACGGGGAUGUGGACAGGACCUCGGGAACCAAUGUUGCUGCCAUUGAUAAUAAAAUUGAACAGGCAAUGGACCUAGUGAAAAGCCAUCUGAUGUAUGCGGUGCGUGAAGAGGUGGAGGUCUUAAAGGAGCAGAUCAAGGAGCUGUUUGAGAGGAACUCUGUGCUGGAGAGGGAGAACGCCGUGUUGAAAUCGCUGGCCAACAGCGAGCAGCUGUCCCAGCUGCCCGCCCAGUCGGCCACCAGCUCCGGCACCACGCCCCCCCAGCAAGGACUCAUCCAGCCUCCGCAACAGGCCCAGCCUCCGCUUCAAGUUCAGCCUCAGCCGCAGUCACACGGCCAGCUCCAGCACCACCCCAAACCCCAGCAGCUCCAGACUCAGCUCGAUCCUGGCCAACAACAAAUGCAACCCAACGUCACCUCCGCUUGAAGUGCAUCAGCCAUGCUUCGCAUAGUGCAGGAAAAAAAAAGAAAAGCAUCUUCUCUACAACUUAUUACAGUUAGUUUAUGUGAAAUUAAAACGAAGAAAAAAAACCUUUUGUCUUCUUAGCCACCAGCUUGACCACAAAGUACAGUGUGUGUGUGUGUGUGUGUGUGUGUGUGUGUGUGUGUGUGUGUGUGUGUGUGUGUGUGUGUGUGUGUGUGUGUGUGUGUGUGUGUGUGUGUGUGUGGUGUGUGUGUGUGUGUGUGUGUGUGUGUGUGUGAGAAUUGAUGUUGGAAUGUGAGUGUGUAUGCAUCUGUACUGUGGGCCUUUCCAGUGUUAAUGCAAUCAUCGAGAGACAGAGAGACUUGGACAGAGAAAGUGUGUAGAGACAGAGUAUCGGGGAAGGUCGGGGUGUUUGUUUUCAUCUUGGCAAUGUUCCCGGAGUGGUCGACUGCUGGGUCCAAGCUCAUGGACAGGAUGUUCUUCUCUUGGACCAGGCCCAAGCCAGACCGGUUGCGACCUGACCUGAAACCUCAAACCGUUGGUGUUGGAAAGGGAGGGCUUCACCCCCACAUAAGGGACAAAAGGGCGUGAUUGUCAGAACAGAGUGAUUAUUUUUUUAAAUGAGAUAAUUGAGUGGGUAAAGGGGUAUUUUUAGCAUUGCUGUUUCAUGUUGUAAAGUAAGAAGUGAGAGAGUUUUCCGGAGCGCCACACCGCUGCCGUUACUUUUACAUCAAAUCCAACCCUUGCAUCAGUCUUUUGAGUUCUACUGUUAAGUGUUUUAUUUAUUACAGGGCUGCUAUUCUCAUAAAUGAACAAUUUCACAAAACCGGUUUAACAGUACCCCCGGUGACUUGUUUCCUCUUCUACAGUGUUUCAACAGAUUGGCCAUACUUCCCAAUGCUUUAAUUGUUAAAAGGGUAGGUGAAAAAGAAAAUCUGACAAAUGUUUAACACUAACUAAAAUUUUACGCUGCAAUUGCCAAUUCAUAGCUCAAGUCAAGGUCCAGUAUGAAUGUACAUUUGUGUAUAGUAUAAAGUAUUAAGAGCCUUAAUGGGUGACUCUUCGCCUGUUUACAUCAAAUCUUAACGAGAGCCUGCAGAAGGUAUUUGAUGAAGAUUCAAUUCUGUUGGUAGUUAUAUCUAAAAGUGAAUUAGUAUUGCCAUCAACCCCCCCUCCAUGUUUUUUUCUCCAAAUGUCUUUCCUGAGGGGGGGAGGGGGGGGAAGCUGUGAAAUCAUUCAACAUACUUUGUAACCAAAGAUGCAAAGCUGUGUAAAUUGAUUUUUAAAUGCACACAUGUAUUUCUUUCAUGUAUUUUUUUUUCUUUUGUUACUUCCUCCUUCACAAAAUAUUUUGUUGCUGUUCAGCAUGUUCUGCAUGAUCUGUAAUCUUCAAACCACUUUCUUACCUCAUUUUUAUUCAGCACUCUUAUUGUAAGAUAGUCUGUGAACAGUGUAAAUGGGGGGGAGGGGGGAUGAUGUGGAGCAGAGAGGAAAAAUAAUCUAGUGUUACAGACACUAGUCCCAGAAAAAUGAAGUGAGCCAUGUUUUGUUCAUUUAAAUGGUGUUUGAAUUUCAUAUGCCAAUAGUUUUGUUACAUUGCAAAUUUUAAUGUAUUUAAAUAAAAGCAAUACUCAGAUUCCGAAA
This is a messenger RNA of Perca fluviatilis (European perch), 4582 nucleotides long. RefSeq names its product TSC22 domain family protein 2-like. NCBI's taxonomy places the organism in Eukaryota, Metazoa, Chordata, Actinopteri, Perciformes, Percidae. The record is from RefSeq and is a predicted model, not a curated record. The transcript is spliced from 3 exons. Gene Ontology annotation, biological process: regulation of transcription by RNA polymerase II. Bases 725 to 2941 code for a protein of 738 amino acids.